Mauremys mutica (yellowpond turtle) is the source of this 3123-nucleotide messenger RNA. RefSeq names its product AP-2 complex subunit alpha-1-like. Lineage: Eukaryota; Metazoa; Chordata; Testudines; Geoemydidae. Gene Ontology annotation, molecular function: hormone activity; clathrin-cargo adaptor activity. Gene Ontology annotation, biological process: intracellular protein transport; clathrin-dependent endocytosis. The record is from RefSeq and is a predicted model, not a curated record. Gene Ontology annotation, cellular component: AP-2 adaptor complex; membrane coat; extracellular region.
GGUGCCGUGGGCGGGCGGUGCUGGGCCGGGCCCGGAGCAGCCGGAGGAGCCGUCGCGGAGGGAAGCGGGUCCCGCAGGCGCCGCGAUGCCGGCCGUGUCCAAGGGGGACGGGAUGCGGGGCCUGGCGGUCUUCAUCUCCGACAUCCGCAACUGUAAAAGCAAAGAGGCCGAAAUCAAGAGGAUCAACAAGGAGCUGGCGAACAUCCGCUCCAAGUUCAAGGGGGACAAGGCCCUGGACGGCUACAGCAAGAAGAAAUACGUGUGCAAACUGCUCUUCAUCUUCCUGCUGGGCCAUGACAUUGACUUCGGGCACAUGGAGGCCGUCAAGCUGAGCUCCAACAAGUACACGGAGAAGCAGAUUGGUUACCUGUUCAUCUCGGUGCUGGUGAACUCCAACAGCGAGCUGAUCCGCCUCAUCAACAACGCCAUCAAGAACGACCUGGCGAGCCGCAACCCCACCUUCAUGUGCCUGGCGCUGCACUGCAUCGCCAACGUGGGCAGCCGCGAGAUGGCCGAGGCCUUCGCCUCCGAGGUGCCCCGCGUCCUGGUGGCCGGCGACACCAUGGACAGCGUCAAGCAGAGUGCGGCCCUCUGCCUCCUGCGUCUCUACAAGACCUCGCCCGACCUGGUGCCCAUGGGCGAGUGGACGUCCCGCGUGGUGCACCUGCUCAACGACCAGCACAUGGGUGUGGUCACGGCCGCCGUCAGCCUCAUCACCUGCCUCUGCAAGAAGAACCCCGACGACUUCAAGACGUGCGUCUCCCUGGCCGUGUCCAGGCUGAGCCGGAUCGUGUCGUCAGCCUCCACGGACCUGCAGGAUUACACCUACUACUUCGUGCCGGCCCCAUGGCUCUCCGUGAAACUCCUGCGCCUGCUGCAGUGCUACCCCCCGCCAGAGGACGCGGCGGUGAAGGGGCGGCUGGUCGAGUGCCUGGAGACCAUCCUCAACAAGGCGCAGGAGCCCCCCAAGUCCAAGAAGGUUCAACAUUCCAACGCGAAGAACGCCAUCCUCUUCGAGGCCAUCAGCCUCAUCAUCCACUACGACAGCGAACCCAACCUGCUGGUGCGGGCCUGUAACCAGCUGGGCCAGUUCCUGCAGCACCGGGAGACCAACCUGCGGUACCUGGCGCUGGAGAGCAUGUGCACCCUGGCCAGCUCCGAGUUCUCCCAUGAGGCUGUCAAGACCCACAUCGAGACGGUCAUCAAUGCCCUCAAGACGGAGCGGGACGUCAGCGUGCGGCAGCGUGCGGCCGACCUGCUCUACGCCAUGUGCGAUCGCACCAACGCCAAGCAGAUCGUGUCCGAGAUGCUCAGCUACCUGGAGACGGCCGACUACUCCAUCCGAGAGGAGAUCGUGCUGAAGGUGGCGAUCCUGGCGGAGAAGUACGCGGUGGAUUACAGCUGGUACGUGGACACCAUCCUCAACCUGAUCCGCAUCGCGGGCGACUACGUGAGCGAGGAGGUCUGGUACCGCGUCAUCCAGAUCGUCAUCAACCGCGACGAUGUCCAGGGCUACGCCGCCAAGACCGUCUUCGAGGCCCUGCAGGCUCCCGCCUGCCACGAGAACAUGGUGAAGGUCGGGGGCUACAUCCUGGGGGAGUUCGGGAACCUCAUCGCCGGAGACCCCCGCUCCAGCCCCCUGGUGCAGUUCAACCUGCUGCACUCCAAGUUCCACCUGUGCAGCGUGGCCACCCGGGCCCUGCUCCUCUCCACCUACAUCAAGUUCAUCAACCUCUUCCCCGAGACCAAGGGCACCAUCCAGGAGGUGCUGCGCUCCGACAGCCAGAUCCGCAACGCCGACGUGGAGCUGCAGCAGCGGGCCGUGGAGUACCUGAAACUCAGCUCCAUCGCCAGCACCGACGUCCUGGCGACGGUGCUGGAGGAGAUGCCGCCCUUCCCGGAGCGCGAGUCGUCCAUCCUGGCCAAGCUGAAGAAGAAGAAGGGGCCCGGGGCCGGCAGCGAGCUGGACGAGGGGAAGAAGGAGCCCGGGGCGGAGCUCAACGGGGGGGUGGAGCCCACGGCCAGCACCACCGUGAGUCCCCCGCAAGCCCCCCAAACCCGCCUUUCUCCUCUUGGCUCUGAGCAUCAGCCGGGAGCCAGCCGGUCCCGGACAGACAGACAGACAUCGGCCCCCGCCCCUGACAGCAGGCUCUCCGCCAUGGUGCCCCUCGAACUGGUCUCGCUGCUCGUGGUGACUCUGGCAGGCCGGUGUGAGUCGCAGCGGAUGGGGGAGCCCCCGGCCAGAUGGCACCCGCCGCCCGUGAUCUCCUUCCUGCAGCAGUUGCGGGGGGCCCAGAGGGGGCCCCCCCUGGCAGCGCCUGCCCGUUGGGAGCCCGGCCCAGCAGCUGGAGCCAGGCCUGCGUGGUACGUCCAGCCGGAGGACGCGGGAGAGGCGCUUGGCCUGCCCAGGAGCCCCCGGCGCCGGAUCCCCCGCCAGCUCUCUCUGCAGACGACUGGGCGCGGCUGCCAGCUGGGCACGUGUCAGACCCAUCGCCUCUUCAACUGGCUGUACCACAUCGGGGCCAGCGACCACAAAGACGACUCCCAGAAGGACAUGGCCGACCCCAUGGGCUACGGGCGCCGGCGCCGCCGGGAGGGGAGCCCUGGCUGGCACCGGGGGCCUGCCCCCCACCGGGACAGCACCCGCUGAGAGCAGGGCUGGGCGCGGCCGGGGCACAGGGAGCCCCACCCCGCAGAGACACAGCCUGAGCCGGGGGCGGCCCAGCACCUCUGCCCGGAGACACACGGCACCGGCUGAGAAGAGGGGGUGGGCACAGCCGGGGGGGGCUGGCACCCACUGGCACGCGCACCCCCACCCUGGGGAGACACUGCCACCUACCCGCCCACACCGGCUCCUUGCUGCCCCCUGCAGGCAGCCGUGGUGGCUGCCUCAUGCACCCCAUGGCAAAGGGGCAGCCGGCCCCCCAGAGCUGGGGAUCGGACCAAGGAUUGUGCCGGGGGGGUGUGGAGAUAUGCCCCCCCCCGCCCAGCAGCACUUGCCCAUCUACAGUGAGCAGCCCGGCAGCACCCAGGGACCCCCAAGUGGUGCUGUGGGACAGGGCAAGAGGGGGGGAGACAGACUGUGGGGUGGGGGGGGUCCUCCUGGGCCCCUGAAUAAUGGGC